Messenger RNA from Plutella xylostella (diamondback moth), 909 nucleotides. RefSeq names its product diphthine methyl ester synthase (gene Dph5). Gene Ontology annotation, molecular function: diphthine synthase activity. The record is from RefSeq and is a predicted model, not a curated record. Lineage: Eukaryota; Metazoa; Arthropoda; Insecta; Lepidoptera; Plutellidae. Gene Ontology annotation, biological process: protein histidyl modification to diphthamide.
UGUACUGUGUAUACUUUUCACGUGUGGUAGAGUGGUAAACCAAAAGUUUUAUAAAAUUAAGAUAAAAUGUUUUAUUUAAUUGGAUUAGGACUAGGGGAUGCUAAAGAUAUUACUGUCCGAGGUUUAGAAAUUGUAAAAAGAUGUGAUAAAGUAUUCCUUGAAAGUUAUACCUCAAUACUUACUGUAGGAAAAGAAGGUUUGGAGGAGUUUUAUGGAAGGCAGCUAAUAUUAGCUGAUCGAGAACUGUGUGAGAGCAGCAUUGAUGAGAUACUGAGGGAAGCAAAAACAUCUGAAAUAGCUUUAUUAGUGGUUGGAGAUCCUCUAGGAGCUACGACACAUACUGAUAUGCUACUACGAGCUAAGGACUUUGGGGUUGAGACUCAGAUAGUUCAUAAUGCAUCUAUAAUGAAUGCAGUAAGCUGCUGUGGACUGCAGCUCUACAACUACGGAGAGACAGUUUCUAUUCCAUACUGGACAGACACUUGGAAACCUGAUAGCUUCUUUGAGAAAAUUAUAGGAAACUACUCCAGAAACUUGCAUACUUUAUGCUUAUUGGAUAUCAAAGUAAAGGAACCAACUGAAGAAUCCCUAUGUAAGAAAGUCCGCCAGUAUAUGGAUCCUAAGUUUAUGAGUGUGAAAGAGGCGGCAUCUCAGCUAUUGCAGAUUAUUGGAAAUAAGCCUGAUGCAGGUCUUAGUAAAUCAAGUUUAGCUGUUGGUCUAUCAAGAGUUGGGUCCCCUGAACAGAGGAUAGCUGUGAAGACAUUGGAGGACAUGCAGAGCUUCGACCUCGGUGCUCCGCUGCACAGCCUGGUCAUACCCGCCCCCAACAUACACCCAUUAGAAAUGGACUACUUAGCUCAAUUCAGAUAAUAUCAAGAUUUAAAUUGAAUUACAUUAUGUAUAUUGUAA